UUUACAUAUCGCACAAACUCACCACGCGCGACGAUCCAUGGUAUCCAGCAUCGUGGGAUUUUAUUCUAUUUCCUGGAAGGACUGUGUCGGAAUGCCGCUCCUGUGGGGCCGGCGACAGAAGGGGAAUGCUCUUGGGAACAUGGCACAACAUUCGCAACGCCCUAUCUGCCCGAUAUCGAAUAUUCAGGACUCUUUAUGCGCUUGCCAAGCUCAUCGGCGAAGAUCCCAACGCUUUGCGGCAAGCACCUCCCCAGAUACCGCUCCUCGAUGAUGCACCAGAUAGUGCUAUCGAUGUUCAGAGCGAGCGCUGUGCAAGUCCAAAGAUUUUCCCCGACGACUCAAUCGAUCUUCAAGAUGAAGCGUCUGAACGCGCUUCUCAGGUGUACCACGCCGCUCUCCUGAACGGCAACACUCUGGACGAUAUCCUCGCAGCAUUUGAGGCCGAAGAGAUAGCUUCCAGGAUGAAAACCAUACGGUUGGCUUGUCCCGAGAGCCCUAGUCCACCACAAGAUCGAGACCAGCAGGAUGGAUCGAUUGAGCACAAAGGAUAUCAUCACCACAGCUCCAGCAUUCAGAUCGCACCCGAGAAAAUGUUGAUGCAGCAGAAAUGUGCCGAAGACCGCGUUUCCCAACUGGCUCAGACGCAUGAGGAAAACCUUGAAGAGCAGUCCCAAACGCCAGACAAGGAGAUCGGGUCGCGUGCCAUCACAGUCGUCAUUGGUCAAGAGAAUGACAUACCAACCCAACCCAAGUCUUUCCACGACCUGACUACAGGUUCCGACGAUCAGAAUGACGAUCAGGAAAAGAAUAAGCGCGAAAGCCUGACGGAUCUGAAACGCUGUCCUACAUUUGUUCGCAGGCACAAUCCGUCGCGCAUUUCCAAGAGCUCAUUAGGUGGUGACAGACAUUCACUAGCAGUCCUCCAAGAGAGAGACACAAGAUCGUCGCCAGCGCUCGGUCCCGGCUCCCCAACCAAACGUGCGGGAAUGCAACGCAGGCUCAAGGUGUACCAGGACAGGGAAAGAUCAAUUGUGGCGUAAGAAGUCCUAUCCAGAUCAGAUGUCGAUGCACCUUCAUCGACGGGUUGAGUUGUUCACAGCGGCGGGAGAGCAGACCGAGUUAACAAAUGCCUGGGUUGAUUCAUGUACAUUUGUCCACAUUGACACGGCGACAAGAUGUCAUCGUUGGUGCGUGUAUUGUCAUAGAGUCUCUUGAGAGAUCCUUGUUUGCGGGAGUACUUCCAGUGAUGCUUUGGCUGCGGUUUCGGGCUUGUGGCGUUUGGCAAGGAAAAGAUGGAUGGGACUAUGACAACAGGACACGGAUUGUACCAUUAGGGAUUGCGUUGGAGGAGUUUCGUUUGUAGUAUUGAGAUACCCUCACAGAGAAAUGCAAAACCAUCAUCGCGCUGGGAAAUCAUUGACUCGACAGAGUGUAGGCUGCUUCAAGACAGG
Messenger RNA from Exophiala viscosa, 1451 nucleotides. RefSeq lists its product as uncharacterized. The coding region runs from base 126 to 1040 and encodes 304 amino acids. The record is from RefSeq and is a predicted model, not a curated record. The transcript has a single exon. Lineage: Eukaryota; Fungi; Ascomycota; Eurotiomycetes; Chaetothyriales; Herpotrichiellaceae.